AUGUGAAGUGUGUUUCUAUGACAACGACAAACAUCAGUGAACUUCCCUUUCCUUUAGUAAAACACUUCAAUACGAGUCUAACGUGUCUUUCAUUGGACACAAUCAUUGGAUCAAUUGUUUUGGUCAUUACAUUGUCUGGGAUUGAGUGCCGAUCCGCCGAUCACUGACCUCAGAGAUGGGCGCAUAUAAGUAUAUACAAGAGAUCUGGCGACACAAACAGUCAGAUGUGAUGCGAUUCCUGCUUCGGCUCCGUUGUUGGCAAUACAGGCAACUGAAUGUCAUUCAUCGGUGUCCGCGACCGACCAGAACCGAAAAGGCCCGCAGACUUGGUUAUCGGGCCAAACAAGGUUUCGUUAUCUAUAGAGUGCGUAUACGACGCGGUGGACGCAAGAAGCAGGUGCCCAAAGGUGCCACUUAUGGUAAACCCAAGAAUCACGGCGUGAAUGAAUUGAAACCACGUCGUAAUCAUCAAGCGAUUGCCGAAGAGAGAGUCGGUAGACGUGUGGCCAAAGCGUUGCGUGUUUUGGGUUCAUAUUGGGUGACACAGGACUCGUGCUUCAAGUAUUUUGAAGUGAUUUGUAUCGAUCCGCACCACAAAGCCAUCAGACGUGAUCCUAAAGUCAACUGGAUUUGUGCCCCAACUCAGAAACAUCGUGAACUUAGAGGAUUAACCAGCGCUGGUAAGAAACACCGCGGAUUGGGAGGACGUGGCCACGGCUACAGUAAAGUAAUUGGUGGUUCCCGACGGGCAAAUUGGCGCCGAAGGCAAAUGUUACAAUUGAGACGAAAGCGUUAAACARUUGUCUUAUAAUUAAUUGUUUGACAUUUAGUCUUAAUAUUUCAAUAAUUAAGAAAUUAAUAAACAUUUUUGAUUCAAAAUUUUUUAUUUAA
This is a messenger RNA of Oppia nitens, 891 nucleotides long. It is a transcript of the gene RpL15, whose product is annotated as 60S ribosomal protein L15-like. The record is from RefSeq and is a predicted model, not a curated record. The transcript is spliced from 2 exons. Lineage: Eukaryota; Metazoa; Arthropoda; Arachnida; Sarcoptiformes; Oppiidae. Bases 176 to 796 code for a protein of 206 amino acids. Gene Ontology annotation, molecular function: RNA binding; structural constituent of ribosome. Gene Ontology annotation, biological process: cytoplasmic translation. Gene Ontology annotation, cellular component: ribosome; cytosolic large ribosomal subunit.